AGGAAAAUGGCGACGUAAACAAAGAAACGUGGUCAGAUUGUUGUUUUUAUGUGAAGUCCAGUUAGAAGCUGAUAAGUACUGUUUUAGGAAAAUGUCAUGCGGCCAUCAGACAUCAUCUCUAAAGACGUUUACCUUCCUCGACAUACCCAACGGUAAACGGAUAACAGUUUUGAUUCCGGAGAUACUGGAGGAGAGCUAUGGUAUGUACAUGUGGCCCUGUGCUCCUGUGUUGGCUCAGUAUGUUUGGUCUCAGAGGGAACGGAUCAAAGGAGCCUCUGUGUUAGAGAUAGGAUCUGGAACCGCUCUGCCUGGGAUAGUGGCAGCCAAAUGUGAUGCUCAGGUGAUCCUCAGUGAUAGUUCUGACCAGUGUUUGGACACCUGCCGCGCCUCUUGUAGGGCGAAUGCACUGUCUGAUGUGCCAGUCAUUGGCAUGACCUGGGGACUGUUUGAACAAAGCAUGUUGGACCUACCCAAGGUGGACUUCAUACUGGGUUCUGAUUGCUUCUAUGAUACCAAAGACUUUGAAGACAUCAUAGUGACUGUGGCUUUUCUGUUAAACAAAAACAAGAAAGCAGAAUUCUGGAGUGCUUAUCAACAACGAAGUUCUGAUAGGAGUAUAGAGUCUUUACUGAAGAAAUGGCAACUGACCUGUACUCAUGUGUCACUAUCAAUGUUUGGUGCCGACGUCCCAGAAUUGGCCGGGUCAGACUUAACAGGUAACCAUAGCAUACAACUGUUGGUCAUCACACGUGUUAAUCAAGAGACAGAAGACUGACCACUUACCAAUGAAACCACUGCACAGCUACUGGUCAUCUCAAGUAUUGGUCAAGAGACAGGUGGCUGACCAAUCACCAAUGGAACCACUGUACAGCUACUGGUCAUCACAAGUAUUGGUCAAGAGACAGAUGGCUGACCACUCACCAAUUGAACCACUAUACAGCUACUGGUCAUCACAAGUAUUAGUCAAGAGACAGAUGACUGACCACUCACCAAUAGAACCACUGUAUAGCUGCUUGUCACCACAAGUAUUGGUCAAGAGACAGAUGACUGACCACUCACCAAUGGAACCACUGUACAGCUACUGGUCAUCUCAAGUAUUUGUCAAGAGACAGACGGCUGACCACUCACCAAGGAAACCACAGAAAAUUGAAUUAUUUCAGACUUCAUUUUCUUGUGUAAUAUUAUUGGUAUUUGUUUUGAAAUUUUGAAUAGCAUCCUGCUUCAUGAUGUAAACAGCAUUAAGGUGUUAUUCAUACACCACCAAUAUGUGUAAUUAUAUAAAAAAAAAAAACGGCAAUCAUUAAUGCAAGUGAAAAAUAGUCUAAAGGUGAAGAGAAAUAAUCAUUUAUUUUUUUUAUGAGUGCAAACCGAUUUGAAUGUACAAUCCUCCACUGAAUCUACAGGUAGACAAUAAAGAAUCUCAUCACUUUGUUUAAAAUUUCUUUGUUAAACCCUCAAGGGACGAAAAGAUUCUACAUUAUAUUCAGUUACAUUGUAAUACAAGUGGUUAGGGAACCUGGGAUGGAUCAUUCACUGAAUAACAACACUUUGAAUUGUGGUCAUAGGUAUUGUAAAACUAGUCUGACCAUUCACUGGCUAGCUACACCUAAUAUUGUGGUCAUAGGUAAUGUAAAACUAGUCUGACCAUUCACUGGCUAGCUACACCUAAUAUUGUGGUCAUAGGUAAUGUAAAACUAGUCUGACCAUUCACUGGCUAGCUACACCUAAUAUUGUGGUCGUAGGUAAUGUAAAACUAGUCUGACCAUUCACUGGCUAGCUACACCUAAUAUUGCGGUCGUAGGUAAUGUGAAACUAGUCUGACCAUUCAGCAAGCAAAUACUGCAUACUGUAUCCUCAUUUCCUGGUCAUUAGAGGAAGAUUGAGAGCCAAUUAAAGUUAAUACAUGUACUCAGA
Pecten maximus is the source of this 1914-nucleotide messenger RNA. Its product is annotated as methyltransferase-like protein 23. NCBI's taxonomy places the organism in Eukaryota, Metazoa, Mollusca, Bivalvia, Pectinida, Pectinidae. The transcript is spliced from 5 exons. The coding region runs from base 92 to 775 and encodes 227 amino acids. The record is from RefSeq and is a predicted model, not a curated record. Gene Ontology annotation, cellular component: cytoplasm; nucleus.